UUGGGAUGAAGCCGAGGAGGAGGAGGAUGCAAUGUGAUUGGCCAGGCGGGAGCUGCUAGUCCGGCUUGUGUUGGUCCGUGCGUCUUCUUGUUUACACCUGGCGGGCCGGAAGCAAGUCCAGAGUGCCUCCAGCAGACUCGGGCGUCCAGUCUGCUUCCAUCAGGGCUAUCUGACAACAUCUCUUAUCGUAGCGAGUAUUGUUUUUUUUAAGUUUUUUUUUUAACUCUUUUACCAGACAACUGCUUCAAACUUUUUGGUGACUUUUUGUGGCUGUUAUUAAGAUGUUAACACGAAAACUGCCUGGAUUACUGGCGACAUUUUGCUGUGAUAAAGUUUGAUACUGGAGGGAAAUUACACCAUACUGACACUUAAUGGUGGGAUCGGACUGUGUUUGAUAUUUUUCUGAUAGUUAUAUCGCUUUUCUGGACAAGAGACACUUACCUGUGUCUGCGCACACCCCCGAACGCUUGGCAGCAGCGUAGCGGGAAAAGAUGCUCUCUUUUCGAAUGCAGCGUGGACAAGCUUGCGGUCCCAUCGUGCUUCUGCUUCUGGUCGGGGGAUAUGUCGUGUGUGAUACCGAGAGCAGCGACUACAGUGAUGCCGAGGUCCUCCCGGACUCUUAUCCAUCAGCACCAGCAGAACCUCUCCCAGAAUUCCUGCUUGAACCAGAGGAUGCUUUUAUUGUGAAGAACAGGCCUGUUCAGCUUCGGUGCAGGGCGUCACCAGCUACUCAGAUCUACUUCAAGUGCAACGGGGAGUGGGUCAAUCAAAAUGACCAUGUCACCAGAGAGAGCUUGGACCAGGUCACAGGUCUAGUGGUGAGGGAGGUGGACAUCUCGGUGUCGAGGACCCAAGUUGAGGAGCUGUUUGGGCUGGAGGACUACUGGUGUCAAUGUGUAGCCUGGAGCUCGGCUGGAACCACCAAGAGCAACCGUGCCUACGUCCGCAUCGCAUACUUGAGGAAAAACUUCGAGCAGGAGCCACUGGGGCGGGAGAUACGACUGGAGCAGGAGGUCCUCCUGCAGUGUCGCCCCCCGGAGGGCAUGCCUGCUGCUGAGGUGGACUGGCUGAAGAACGAGGACACCAUUGACCCUUCACAGGACUCCAACUUUCUGAUCACCAUUGAUAACGAUCUGAUAAUCAAACAGGCCAGGCUCUCGGACACGGCCAACUAUACUUGCUUGGCUCGUAAUGUGGUGGCCAAAAGACGAAGCAGCACAGCGACUGUCAUUGUUUAUGUGAGCGGCGGAUGGUCCUCUUGGACGGAAUGGUCCGAGUGUAACACAAAGUGUGGGCGGGGCUGGCAGCGACGAACACGUAGCUGCACCAACCCUGCCCCCCUCAAUGGCGGCGCCUUCUGUGAAGGCCCACCCUUCCAGAGAGUGACUUGCACCACAUUGUGCCCAGUGGAUGGAGGCUGGACCGAAUGGGCGAAGUGGUCCGCCUGUAGCACAGAGUGUACCCAUUGGCGAAGCCGCGAGUGCCAGGCCCCAGCACCCAGGAAUGGAGGGAAGCACUGCAGCGGGAGCAUGAUGGAGAGUAAAAACUGCACUGACGGGCUGUGUGCACGCAAUAAAAAGGUUUCUAUUGAACAUGCAAGCCAUCCACCAGCGCCCGAUGUGGGUGUGGCAGUCUACGCUGGCCUAGUGGGGGCGCUCCUGCUGUGUGGGAUACUGGUCCUGUGCGUGGGCAUCCUGGCAUACCGCCGCAGAUGCAGCCAUCUCCACGGCGACAUCACUGACUCUUCUUCUGCUCUCACCGCUGCCUUUCACCCUGGCAACUACAAGCCUCCCAGACAGGAUAACCCCCACCCUCUGCAUCCAUCCGCCCCUCCUGACCUGACGGCUACAGCAGGGGCUUUUCGCAGCCCUCUGUUCUCCUUGCAGCAGGGGGUCAACGACAGCCACAAAAUCCCCAUGACCACCUCCCCGCUGUUAGACCCCUUGCCCAGUCUCAAAAUCAAGGUGUACAACUCCUCCACUCUUUCAUCACUGGAGAUCCCCGCGGACAUGUGCUCAGCAGACGGUGAGAUCCUCAGCCUGAAGUCUGUGGGCAGCACUGUGGGGAGGGAGCGACAGUUCCACAGCCACACGCUGUCCAGAGAGCCUGGCCUGAGCACCAGUGCCACCUUGGGCCACCUGGGGGGGCGUCUCACCAUCCCCAACACAGGUGUGAGUCUACUGGUCCCGCCUGGCACCAUCCCCCAGGGGAAGUUCUAUGAGAUGUACCUCAUCAUCAGCAAAUGGGAAAAAACUACGUUGCCGUCUGAGGGCAGUCAGACUGUGCUGAGUCCUGCAGUGAGCUGUGGUCCAUCUGCUUUGCUGCUCAAUCGCCCUGUUGUCCUUACCUUGCCCCACUGUGCCCAGUUAGACACGCCAACACCUGACUGGACACUCACGCUGAAGACACAGACCCAUCAGGGAGCAUGGGAGGAGGUGCUCACGGUGGGAGAGGAAAGUUUGUCGUCUCCAUGCUACUUGCAGCUGGAGGAGGAGUGUUGUCAUGUUCUUAUGGAGCAGCUGGGCACGUAUGGCCUGGUGGGUCAAUCCUGCCCUCCACAGCCUGCCUGCAAGCGCCUUCAGCUGGCUUUGUUUGCACCCAGAGCACCCUGCCUCUCCCUGGACUACAGCCUGCGCAUUUACUGCAUCCAUGACACACCUCAUGCAUUUAAGGAGGUACUGGAUUUAGAGCGGAGUCUAGGGGGCGUCUUACUGGAGGACCCCAAGCCGCUGCUGUUUAAAGACAGCUACCACAACUUGCGCCUGUCCAUCCACGACAUCCCUCACACUCACUGGAGAAGCAAACUACUGGCCAAGUACCAGGAGAUCCCUUUCUAUCACAUCUGGAGUGGCAGUCAGAGACCUCUGCACUGCACCUUCAGCCUGGAGAGAAGCAGCCUGGUCGUGUCACAGCUUUCCUGUAAAAUCUGCGUGCGACAAGUGGAAGGGGAAGGACAAAUCUUUCAGCUGCACACGGACAUCCAGGAGACCCUCCCCCCACACUCUCCCCACCCCUCUGCAGGCUCCUGCCUGCCGUCUUCUCAAGUAGGACCAUAUGCCUUCCGUCUGCCUGAGUCCAUCCGCCAGAAGAUCUGCGCCAGUUUGGACGCACCCAGCGCCCAAGGGUGUGACUGGAGACUACUGGCACGCAGUUUAGGCUUUGACAGGUAUUUGAACUACUUUGCAACAAAGCCCAGCCCCACAGGUGUCCUACUGGACUUGUGGGAAGCUUGUCACCAAGGUGACGCAGACCUGGUCUCUCUGGCGACGGCGCUGGAAGAGAUGGGGAAAAGCGAGGUGCUAGUUGUCAUGACGACAGAUGGGGAUUGUUGAUUGGCGGAGGAGCGGGAAGGCAAACAGGAGUGAAGAUAACGCACCUGCCUAUGAAUACCUAUGUACACGCAGAUGUCGCUUUAGUUGCUUGGACAUGUGCUCUAUUACCUCUUUUUCACUUCACCCACCCGCUUUUCAUAACUUGCAAAGCAGUUUCUCCCCUUACCGAGUCAGCAAGUGACCAUGUCGAUGUAUAGGAAACAAAAACAGAAUGUACGCACAAAGCGACAACGGCGAACGUGGGAUUACUGGCGUUUGAGCGGCAGCAUGGAGGCGCAUGAUUGAACGCCAUCUCACCUCGGGCCAGUCGCUUUUUUGUUUUCGUCGCCAAUGCAAAUCUCCAUUGUCGUCGUGGGCGGAAGCAACCCGCGUGCGACCGCCUCGGGCUGCAGACGCACUCAAAACACACGGACAAGGCGGUCAUUAAUCGGCUCGGAUUUGUCGCUGCAGACGAAUCAAACGAGGACGGAAGUGUUCUUUGGGCUGUGGGAGAAAGCCUCUGCGCUUAUCUCUCCGAGUCGAACCAACGACUCUUUCUAUUGGACUAACAAAACGCCUCAAAGCCUCGGCAUAUAUUCAUCAUUGCAACUUGCAGAAGGGGGGUGCCUCUCUGUAAUCUCCUUGAUGCUGCGCUCCCAUCGACUCUCACAACAAAUUGCAAGAGUUUUCUGGUCAUCCUUUAAAAGUUUCCUGCGGGGAACGCUCUUUUAAGUUAUUAUCCAUAUUGUGGAUUGUUUGUCAUUGCUGUCCUCUUUAAAGCCGGCCGUGGCGUACAUUUAACAACACAGCAGUCGCCGUUUUCUACUUUUAUGUGUUUGCAUUUCGGUGGAAAUCAUGACGGGGCUGAGUCGAUUAGUUACGCCUUGCAGAAGCAAGGCGGCAAGAGUGUAUAACUUUUACCUCAACGCAAAAUGUUUCAAUCUCGUCAUUGUAGCUCAUGAAGUCCCUGCCUGUUUGUGUUUUCCUAAUCUGCCUGCUUUGUGGUCAGGAUUCCUCGAGCUAUUUUCGUCAGCAGUGUUAGCGAGGAGGACAAAGAGCACACUCAAGUCUUCAUAUCUUUGAAAUCCCAAAAACCAAAACACUGGCAGUAUCACUCCUCCUCAGCAGCGAGUCAUGUUGCUGCUUUGUGUGAAUGAACUGGAAAUAAAAUGUGUGUGUGUGUGUGUGUGUGUGUGUGUGUUGGGGUGUGUGUGUGCUGCACAACUCUUGACAUCCUACCUUUAUUAUGUGGAGAUUUUGGCUGGGCCACAUUAGAAAAAAAACUUGCAUUACCCCAUUAGAUUGCUUGUGUGUGUGUGUGUGUGUGUGUGUGUGUGUGUGUGUGUGUGUGUGCGUGCAUCUUGGUAAGUGCUCUAUGCAAGUGCAAAAGAAAAAAAAAAAGCAUAUGGACUUCUUUUGCUUUCCUGGAAGAGUAAUUCUAUUUUUUCAAAUACGAGCAUAAAAGACAGGGUUUUUGAUUUUGUAUCAAACAAAAAACAAGAAUGCUUCACUUUUUUUCUGGAUGGAUUGAGGAUGACUAUUUAAAAAAAAAAAAAAAGCAUAAUAGGGUAAAAGUGUUGUACCUUGUGACGUUGUCAACACAACCAGUUCAGCACAGUGCAGGAAUGGAAGUGUGACCAGUAUUUAUUAUUGGAUCGUUCAAUGUAGCUCUGAUGUGGUUUUGCUGCAGAUGGACUGGACUCCUCCUCGAUUGCUCCCCUUCAAAAAGAAAUAAGCCUUUCUUUAAAUAAUAAUAAUAAUUUUUACAAAAAAAUUGUAAGAAAAGCAAAAGUAUUUCAGUGACAUUUUAUCUCUGUAAAGUACCAAUUGUAAAUAAAACAGCUAGCCUUCUUACCUGUAACUAAAUAUAAUUUUUAUGCAAUAAAUUAUAUUUCUUAGUUUAAAAAAAAGGAUUAUGUGUGGUUUGUUGUCAUUUAGUGAGUGUCUUUUUUUUCCCAGUACAAUGUUCCCUCACUCCAUCACGAUUCACCUUUUGUGGACUCGUUGUUUUGUGGAUUUUUUGUGCAAUUUUUGUGUUUUUUUUUAAAUAGUGUAUGAACGCUGUUACAGGCCGAGCCUGGCCCUUUAAGAAGAAUUGCAUUGUGGGAACCUGAGUGUUGUAGUUCUGUGCUUUAGCAUGAGGCAGCUGCGUCUAUAUUCGCUCCCAUUGUCAUCUGCGUCCUGAUUGGCUGUAGACCAUUGUCAAUCAAUCUCCUUCGUGCCAUCUCUACCGUGUGAGCUGCUUGCUAACCGCCAAUAAGGUAAACCAUAGAAGACACAGAAGAAGCUAACCAUGUAAGGAAAAUACAACAAGAGGACCAAUAUUUUUUUAUUUUUUGAUACAAAAACGCUACAGCCAAACGGCGCCAGUACGAAGAGGCACGGUACGGCCGCAACAGUAGCUUGUGUUAGGGAUUAUUGUACCUGUCUUCUGAAUGUUAUAUUUGUAUUUUAGUUCAUUUAGCCAUUUUUAUACUUGAAAAUGUUUAAUUUAGUCAAAAAAUGUAUGUAAAAUUUGCUAUUUUAUGACUAAUAGUAGGCCGUACUCAACCCCAAAACAGUGACUUGACACACAGCCAUUAUUGUCUAAGUAGCUGGCAACACAAGUGAGUCCACUUCACAGUGAACGUGUCCAAAUUGCGUCCAAAAUGUGAAUACUGUAUUUAGUGUGUGCAUCGUUGUUAUCGAGCACUGCCUGUCCUAACUGGGCAUGGAAUCCUCAUCCACGGCUCCAUGAUGACAUCACUGGUGGCGCUGGUGGAUGUUAGACACCUUCCAGUCCUCCACAUUCUUCUUCAGAUUGUUAGAGUUCAUGCUGGAGUUCAUUCUCAUGUUCCUCAAUGAACCGCAGCUCCCCUGUGCUGGGAACACUCAUGCAGCCCCAGACCAUGAUGCUGCCACCACCAUGCUUGGCUGUAGGCAAGACACGAUUAUCUUGUUGCUCACUUGUGUUGCUCGAUAUUUAGACAAUAUUGACGGUGAGUUGAGUUAUUUUCAGUGGAUAGCAGGGGUGUUUUUGCUUUACUUUUAACUUUACGAGAUUUUUACUUUACUUUUUAAAAAAAAGUAGAAUGAAAAAAUCUAAAACUACAUAUGACAAUAUAUGGAAAGCACACUUUGUGUAUGCUAGCGGCCUCGCCUCCACCCACCGAGACAGAGACUGCAUGACUGACAAAAGGGCUCACUAUGUUCAUGCGGUUGUUCUAUGGAAAGACGCACCAAGGUGCUGAAACCAAUGCCUUUUUGGAGGCGAGAAAUGAGGAAAACAGACACGCAUGCACAUGGCAAUAUGUUGAGGCCAGCAAAAUUAUUGAGUUCAUUUUCAUUUAUUGUGCGAUUAUGGUAAUUCAUUCAUUUAUUAUCGUCCCAGGUCUAGUACCCACUUUUUUUUCUGAAUGGGAAAUCUUGUCAUGUUUUAGCCUCAUAUUAAAUCUAUACUGCUAUACAAGCUGUACAAUGACUACUCUAAGGUAUAUUCAAGUUCAAUUUCUGUAAUAUUUUCCAUUGAGAAGGUACACAGUAAUCAACACGGUUGCGGCUAUACUGGAAAGAGUUCCAUUACUGGAAAGAAAAAAUACAUUACACACACACACUAGAUUUUCUCUUGUAUUUUAUUAAAUUAAUAUGCAAUUCGCACCUGAAGAAGCACAUUGAACAUUUUUAUUUGAUAUGUUAAAAUAAAAUCAUUUAGUGCCAAAGACGUAAACACAAUUGUACCCUGUCUCACACUGAAGACUCCAGUACUUUAAUAUAUAUUUAAAAAGUACACUGGUAUAUCAAUAUAGACAUAAAAUUUCAUCUCUUGUCUAGAAGUAAAAAAAAAAAAAAAAAUCACAAUGUACAAUUUCAUGGCAUCCUGCUGUUAAACUACUGAGUUUAAGUCUGCGUUAAAAAUUGAAGUCUGGAAAAGAGCAAGAACAUGGCCCUCCAAAUCUUGCCCUUUAACGCCCUCAACUGGUCAAUGUCGGAAGUACACGUACUUUUUCCAGUGGUUCUACGCUUCACUUUGGCAACAGAUGAACAAAAAUCAUUGAUGAUGAACAAUAUGCAUGUAUGUGGAUAUUAUACAUGGAUUUCACUGCUCGCACACUUACUGUACACUUUAGUGGAGAUGAAUAAAGUCUUAUGAUAGACGAGUGUUUAGAAAAUGUCGUGGAUUGAGACAUGUUUCCCUUAAAGCCAAUGAAAGAGACAUUUUAAUAGUAUGAUUAUAA
Molecule: messenger RNA, 7525 nt
Organism: Dunckerocampus dactyliophorus (ringed pipefish)
Lineage: Eukaryota; Metazoa; Chordata; Actinopteri; Syngnathiformes; Syngnathidae
Gene: unc5b
Product: unc-5 netrin receptor B
Exons: 17
Coding region: 492-3332 (946 amino acids)
Biological process (GO): anterior/posterior axon guidance; netrin-activated signaling pathway
Cellular component (GO): membrane
Molecular function (GO): protein binding; netrin receptor activity
Source: RefSeq, a predicted model, not a curated record